Molecule: messenger RNA, 2005 nt
Organism: Ailuropoda melanoleuca (giant panda)
Lineage: Eukaryota; Metazoa; Chordata; Mammalia; Carnivora; Ursidae
Product: protein SHQ1 homolog
Exons: 11
Coding region: 126-1856 (576 amino acids)
Biological process (GO): box H/ACA snoRNP assembly
Cellular component (GO): cytoplasm; nucleoplasm
Source: RefSeq, a predicted model, not a curated record
CGAGCCGGAAGCACCCUGGCUAGCUGGCUGGGUCCCGGCGCGUGGGGACUUUCUGCAGAGUUUGAGCGGCGGGACCGCGGCGGCGGAGAGCGUGAGCUGCUCGGACACCCGAGUCCCUCGCAGCCAUGCUGACCCCCGCGUUCGACCUCAGCCAGGACCCGGACUUCCUUACUGUCGCCAUACGCGUGCCCUACGCCCGGGUCUCGGAGUUCGACGUCUAUUUCGAGGGGGUCGACUUCAAGUUCUAUGCCAAGCCAUACUUUCUCAGAUUAACCCUUCCUGGAAGAGUUGUGGAAAAUGGAAGCGAACAAGGGUCCUAUGAUACGGAUAAAGGAAUUUUUACCAUUCGAUUGCCCAAAGAAACUCCUGGCCAGCAUUUUGAGGGGCUGAACAUGUUAACUGCUCUUCUGGCACCAAGAAAAUCCAGGACUGCAAAACCACUUGUGGAAGAAAUAGGUGCAUCUGAGGUCUCUGAGGGAGGAGUAGAAGAUGAGGAUGAAGAAUUCGACUGGGAAAUUGAACAGUCCCCCUAUGAAGAGGCAUCAGAAAGUGCUCUGAGUCCUCAGUACCACUAUGGCUUUGGAAACUUACGAUCCGGAGUGUUUCAGCGGUUACAGGAUGAAUUGAGUGAUGUUAUUGAUAUUAAGGAUCCAGAUUUCACUCCUGCAACAGAACGAAGGCAGAAACGUCUGGCUGCUGAGCUGGCCAAAUUUGAUCCUGAUCAUUAUCUAGCUGACUUUUUUGAAGAUGAGGCUGUUGAACAGGUUUUGAAGUAUAAUCCUUGGUGGAGUGAUAUAUAUUCAGAAAUGAUGGCCUCUUUGGGAAAGAGUCAGGAGCAAGAAAAUCAUGCUGCAUUAGUGUCUUUUUCUGAAGAAGAGAAAUAUCAGCUGCGAAAAUUUGUCAAUAAAUCUUACCUGCUGGACAAGAGAGCUCAUCGCCAAGUGUACUACAGUCUGAUUGAUAUCCUUCUGGCAUAUUGCUAUGAAACUCGUGUCACUGAAGGAGAGAAGAAUGUCGAAUCUGCAUGGAAUAUUAGAAAACUGAGUCCCACACUGUGCUGGUUUGAGACUUGGACUAAUGUUCAUGAAAUCCUGGUGUCUUUUGGAAGACGAGUUUUGUGCUACCCACUUUAUCGCCACUUCAAGCUGGUGAUGAAAGCCUACAGAGACACUAUAAAGAUACUGCAACUAGGUAAAAGUGCAGUUUUAAAGUGUCUCCUGGAUGUUCACAAAAUUUUUCAGGAAAACGACCCUGCUUAUAUUCUGAAUGAUCUCUACAUCUCAGACUACUGUGUGUGGAUUCAGAAAGCCAAGUCCAAAAAGUUGGCAGCUCUUGCAGAAGCCUUAAAGGAAGUGCCCCUGACAAAGGCCCAGCUGGGACUAGACCUGGAAGAACUGGAAGCCGCAGCACUUCUUGUGCAGGAGGAAGAAACAGUGUUAAAAGCAGCCCGGUCCAUUUCCAGGCAGCAGACGCCUUCCUCCAGUCCUGAGACAAGUGAUUCCGAGGAAUCAGACAGCACCACGUCCUCUGAGACUGAAGGCUCUGACUCAGAACGAGGGGAGCUCACAGGGAGUGAAUCUGAGACAGCAGAUCCCCUGCGAGGCCCCUCUCUGGAGGGAAGCAGCACCCUUAUUGUCGACGGUGGGGUGUGCAGAAACUCAGCCACCGCGACAUCGAAUGGAAGUCCCGGGAAGCCGCAUUCCUCCUCCCAGGCCCUUGGAGGGUCCGGGCCACUGAUAGAGGAGCUUGGAGAGCACCUGAACUCGACCGUUCAAGUUUCUGAACCCGAGGACUCGGCUACUGGAAGCCACAGCAGCGUGCGGGCCAGAGAUGACCAGCAAACACCAAGUGAUUGACUCCAAGUGGUCUUCCCCACCAUUGAGAAUUACGUCAGAUUUGGUUUCCUUUACUGAAGGAUAAUUCUUCAUUUUCACUUUGUCCUUUUUCUUAGUGUAUACAACACUGUUUUUCAAUGAGCUGAUGUUGUUACCUGUUGGUUUCCUUG